AGGCAGCAUUAACAAAACCUCGCGAUACCGCACUCCUCUGAUGCGACUUCGUUUUGCCUUAGCAGGUUCAGCUAGCUAGCUAACCACGCAUUAGAAAAACUCAAGAGGCAACAUUUGAAGAAUGUCUCUACUUCAUUGUGUUUCAACAGAAAUAAGACAUUCUCCAGAGAAGAGGAGUUCCCCUUCACUUUGUCCAAGUUUACUCUUUGCACAAGAUAUUAACUGACAUUGACAUCCCCUAUCCUUAAAAUAUAGAUACUGUUUAGCAGCCUGGCUCAUUCUUUAUCUUGACUUGCCUGUACUGAGACGUUUUGAGGUCCUCUUUGUGGCGUCAUGUCUCAGAAGUCGCAGUCUGAUGGAAAUCAGAAACACUUUGCGGUGGGUCGGGGACUCCUGGCUGCUGCAGAGACCUUGAACUUCACCAUGAAUGAACAGCGAUCCAGCCGGCAGAUGGGGGGUGUGUCCUCAGGUGUGGGGGUGGUAGGUGGUGGCAUGGAGGGCCAGGACACCAGCUCCCAGAUGUCCCGACAUGGUGGCAGCAGCCAUCUUGGCAGCACCAUGAAGCUGUUUGCCAGUUUGGGGCUGUCGCCCUCUGACCUGGACGCUUUAGCUGAAAUCCCUGAAGAGGACAUCAGCGUGGAGACGCUGCCACACAUCCUCAUGCAGCUAAAGAGCCGCAAAGGAGACACAGGAGAGCGGCGGGUGGCGUCCUCCAUAUCCUCUGAAGCUGCAUAUCGAGGAGGAAGGGACAGCUGGGAUGACAUGCAUGUCGGGAGGAUGGGUGGCCCUUCUAUGGGUCAGGGUUCAGCCCGGGCCCAGUCCUCUGCAGACUUCGAGUUCAGUUCCCUGCAAGACAUCACUCCCAGCCGGGGAUAUAAUUUAAAUUACAGCAGCAACAGCAGCGGUGGUGGUGGGGGUGGGGGCAGAGACAGGCCGUACUCUGAACUUUCCCGCCAUGACUCCUACAGUGGGCUUGGUAUGGGCCCCCCAGUGUCCGACCCAGUCUUUAUGCAGAGGAGGAUGGGCUCCCCGUCAAAUGGAAAAGUCCAAGACUUCUUGGGAGUCAUGCCCACCAUGUUCCCCCAUGUGUGCUCUCUUUGUGACUUUGAUGUUCAUUCCACCAUGGAGUGGAACCAACACAUUAAUGGACUUCAGCAUGCUGAAAACAGACGGAUGCUGCUCAACAUGUAUCCAGAGUGGAACCCUGGUAUGUCCUCAGGCAGAGGUGGGAGUCUUGUGGACGCCCCUAGCCUGUCUGUUGGGCUUCUUGGACCUUCCUCCAUGUCUUCAGUCCAGACAGGAGGAGGGAUGUCCUCCAGCUGGGGGGGAGUUGGAGGUCCUGAUCUGUUGGGAAAGAACCAGCAGGGGCAAAACAAGCUGAGAAGCCGAGUGGUGGUGGUGAAGUAUGAUAGGAAGCCUCUCAGCAAUAAGACUCUGUUCGCCUUCACGGAGCCAUUUGGCUGCCUGAGGGAGCACCUGGUCCUCAAGAACAAGGCCUUCUUAGAAAUGAGCAGUCAUGAGGAGGCUCUGGACAUGGUCAACUACUAUGAGCAGCACCCAGCAACUCUGUAUGGCAAACCCAUCACCUUCUACCUGUCCAAGAGGCUGCUGGUCAUUGAGAAAGGUGAGCGGUCGGCGGACAGGUUGAUGGAAAGGUCGAUGGACAGACCUGUCAGGGAGGUCAAAGGUCAUGGCAGCCAUGUGGUUUUCUUCUCCAACCUGCCCAGAGAGGAAGAGAAGAAGAAGGAGCUGCUCACUAUCGCUGGGCGCUUUGGCACUGUGGAGAAACACCUGUUCUUAACUGACCAGGCGUUUGUCCAGUUGGGGACUCCGGAGGAUGCAGAGAUGCUGGUGAAGUAUUACAGCGUUAACCCGCUCGUCAUCAAAGGAAGACUGAUCCGCCUCAACAUCUGCACCAAGUACAAGACCCUCAAUGUGAACCGGAGACAGGGUGGGUCUACUGGAGACAAUCGAAGCCAGAGGAGCCGCAUCAUGAACACCACCUCCACCCCCUCCGCCAUCUCCCGGAUGUCGUCCAGCUGCCUCAGGAACUCCUCGUCCAGCUCAAAGGCCAGAGAAGAGAAGAGUGAGGAGGUGAAGAAACUGAAGCCUGAGGAGAAACCUGCAGCAGACGAUGAGGAGGUGUCAGGAGUGAUGGCGGGGGAGGACGCGGGGGAGGAGGAGCAGCUAUCUGACAGAGGUGCAGAGGGGGAGGAGCCAGAGCGUGCAGACUCUGUGAAGGAAACAGUGGAAGAGUCUCAGGAUGUUCAACAGGGGGAGGUUCCUGAUGGCAGUGAUGACACUGAUGACACGCCAGGAGGUGUGGGUAGGGCUGAGGCCAAGCAGGGGGAGUCAGGGGGACAAAAAGAAGGAAGAGAGACUGAAGAACAGGAGGACAAAGAAGAAGCAAGCGCAGGGCCUGGAGAGAGCUGUGAGGCGGUGGAGGGAGAUGCUGACAUGUUUGAGCCUGACUUCCUGGAGAACAUGGAGGACUUUGUGACCCUGGAUGAGCUGGCAGAGGACGAGGACGAAGAAGACAGACAGACUGACACCAUAGACAACACAAAGAAAGGGGGUAUGAGGGUGGUCAACAUCUUUGGUUUCAGGCGAGGUCACAACUUCCUCAAAGAGCUGCUGGCACUCGCCGAACCUUUUGGGAAGGUGGUAAAACAUCUGGUGCUGGAUUUAAGACCUGAGGCGUACUUUCAGUUUGAGACCGAAGAAGAAGCUCGAGCGAUGGCCAAGUUUUACAGUGCUAACGUCACAGCAUCUGUGUGCGGCCGCCCUGUGAGGGUCAGCCACUCCCUUAGUUACCCCACCAUCCAGUGUGGCUCCAGUAAGGUGGUGUACAUCGGCGGGAUCCCCACCAGUAAAUACUCAGAUGAAGACAUCCUGAAACUGGCUGAGCCGUUCGGGACAGUCAGGAAGUAUUUCACCAACAGGAUCAAGAGAGAGUGUUUCAUUGAGAUGGAGAAAGCUGAGGAUGCAGAGAAAAUGGCUGAACACUGCAAAGCCAAUCCUCCAAAGUUCAAUGGGAAACGUCUAACCAUUUACGUCAGCAGGAAGUACAGACAGCUCAAACACGGACAUCGAUGUCCGAGCAUGAGCAAGAGAGAAAAUAGCAGCACGUUACCAAAAUCCCCCAAACACCCCGAUGAACCUCCAGCCAAGAAACCCAAGGAAGAGACGAGACUGGAGGAGGACGAGGGGGAAACGGACAAGAAACUAAAGGAGGAAGAAGAGAAAACAGAGUUGAAAGAGGAAGAGAUACAGAGUCCUGAGGUGAGCAACGCUGAUGAAAAGAGAGAAAACCCAGCAGAGAAGAUUCCUGAAGUUUCCAGUCAGGACCAGAUGAGCGGCCAGGAGGAGGUGAAACAGGAGGAGCAGGUAGAGGAGAUGGGGACUUCGACCAGUCAGAACGGACAGAUGGAGACUCCACCGUCGGCUGAAAACAAACCCAGUGUGGCGUCUCUGCCGCUGCCCCCCCAUGACCCCAACAACCCGAUCGGUGUUGAACAUGUGAAGAUGGGUUAUUACUGCCGUGUCUGCUUCCUGUUUUACUCCAAUGAAGAGACGGCUAAGAAGACACACUGCAGCAGCAAGGCGCACUACGACAAGCUGCAGAAAUAUCUGGAAAAGGAACAGACCAAAGCAGAGAAGAAGAAAGGGAAGAAGAUGACAGCGUGAAAACUGGUGAUUUCAUCACCCCAUAGGAGUUUUACUUUACUUUAGUUAACUGUUUUUGUCAAACACCGACGACACAGUGACAAGUUGAGGGUUUUAGUCUCUGCCGCUUGUCAAGUGGGAAAACAAGAGUCUUUGAACUAUGUUAGAGCUGAAAAAUGAAUUGCAAAAUUAAACAGGCUUUCGUCUCAAUCUCACACUCACGUUUCUGUGUCCACAUAGAAGCGGUUGAUAUAUUGGUUGUUUGAGGUUAUUACUGCUACACACACCAAUAAAAUGAAAGGGCUCUGUUGUCUUUAAAAUAUUAAGACUAAAGGAAACCAAUGAAUAUUUGGCAUUUAACCUUUAAAAAAAGUUCUUAAAUGUUUAAUAGCAAAAUGAUCAACAGAUUGCUAUAAAAAAAACAAAAUAAUUCAUUCAUCUUGCAGUCAUGUUGGGCAGACGGACACGUGAGUGUUGGAUUACAGGAAUAGUUCAACAUUUUGGUCUUAUGCUACUCCGAUUAGCACCUAGCUUAACAUAAAGACUGGAAAGGCAGGGAAACAGCUUGUUGAUCAGAUCGCUGAACACUAAACACUAAACUGUCAAACUAUUUCUGUAAGGCUCUUUUCAUUUUAAUCGAGAACAAACUGUUUUAUGCCUGAAUGUUUCUGUUGACAAUGUUUUACAAAAUAAACCAGUUACCUCAAAUACAAA
Molecule: messenger RNA, 4380 nt
Organism: Scatophagus argus
Lineage: Eukaryota; Metazoa; Chordata; Actinopteri; Scatophagidae
Gene: matr3l1.2
Product: matrin 3-like 1.2
Exons: 22
Coding region: 334-3687 (1117 amino acids)
Cellular component (GO): nucleus
Molecular function (GO): RNA binding; zinc ion binding
Source: RefSeq, a predicted model, not a curated record